CUAUGCGUCGCACUGGCUAUGAAUUACAAUAAUCUAACGUUAGCAAAUAAUAUGACUGUAACUAUUAUCGAUAAACAACACCCUGACUGGAAAAUCAAACGUUGCAUCAAAAUAGCAGCUGUCUCUAAGAAUCCAGAGGUUAUAAGUUUGGGUUUCAUUGCCUUCCAAAUCACCCACGUUGAAGAACCAGAUCAAAUUCAUAGAUGUAUGUCACUUCUUACACACUCUACCCAACUUAGAAUUUUGCUUAAACAU
This is a messenger RNA of Racocetra persica, 255 nucleotides long. NCBI's taxonomy places the organism in Eukaryota, Fungi, Glomeromycota, Glomeromycetes, Diversisporales, Gigasporaceae. The record is from the annotation of a GenBank genome assembly.